Messenger RNA from Thlaspi arvense, 1473 nucleotides. NCBI's taxonomy places the organism in Eukaryota, Viridiplantae, Streptophyta, Magnoliopsida, Brassicales, Brassicaceae. The record is from the annotation of a GenBank genome assembly.
AUGAUGACGCAGCCAUCGGAACAAAACACCCGAACGUCGUCGUUUUCGCAUUCCACAACCCCGGUGGAUUCCAGCGGCAGGGCCACCGUUUUCCGGCCAUUCUCUCUCUCAUCACCGCAUUCACGCAACUUUCACCUCGCGUGGCUCUCACUAUUCUCCUGCUUCUUCUCCACCUUCUCUAUCCCUCCUCUCCUCCCCGUCAUCUCUUCCGACCUCCGCCUCUCUGGUUCCACCGUAUCCGCCGCAGGAAUCGCCUCCUUCGCCGGCUCUAUCUUCUCCCGCCUCGCCAUGGGCCCACUCUGUGAUCUCAUAGGACCACGGACUUCCUCGGCGAUCCUAUCUCUCCUCACCGCUCCCGCCAUCCUCUCCACCGCACUAGUCUCCUCUUCGGCCUCCUUCAUCCUCGUCCGUUUCUUCGUCGGUUUCUCGCUCGCCAAUUUCGUCGCUAAUCAGUAUUGGAUGUCCUCCAUGUUCUCCGGUAACGUCGUCGGUCUCGCUAAUGGCGUCUCAGCCGGUUGGGCAAACGUCGGCGCCGGUAUCUCUCAGUUUCUUAUGCCUCUUCUCUACUCUGCCAUGGCUGAAUUCUUCCCACGCUCCGUCGCCUGGCGCGUGUCUUACAUUUUUCCCGCCAUUUUCCAAGUGAUAACCGCCGUCCUCGUCCUUCUCUACGGCCAAGAUACUCCCGACGGUGAUAGAAAAACGUCGAGUCAAAAUAAAGCCAAAAAUCCAGAGGAGGAGGAAGAAGAAGAAGAACAUUCCAAUUUUCUCGAAAUCCUUAUCGACGGUCUUGGAAAUUACAGAGCAUGGAUCCUAGCGCUACUGUACGGGUACUCGUUCGGUGUGGAGCUCACGACGGACAACAUGAUCGCCGGAUAUUUCUACGAGCGAUUCGGUGUGAAUCUCGAGGCGGCGGGAACGAUCGCGGCGAGUUUCGCGAUAUCGAACGUUGCGUCGCGACCGGCGGGAGGGAUGGUUUCGGACAUGCUGGGGAGGAGAUUCGGGAUGAGAGGGAGGCUCUGGGGACUCUGGGUCGUACAAUCGGUGGCUGGAUUGUUGUGCGUGUUACUCGGACGAGUCAACUCGCUCUGGGGAUCAAUCGCCGUCAUGUGGGUCUUCUCUGUAUUCGUUCAAGCUGCUUCUGGUCUCGUAUUUGGCGUCGUUCCCUUCGUCUCCACCAGAUCUCUAGGCGUGGUGGCGGGAAUGACGGGAAGCGGCGGCACAGUAGGAGCGGUGGUAACGCAGCUUUUGUUGUUUUCAGGAGAUGGUGUUCGAAAGCAGAGAAGCAUUUCACUUAUGGGUCUAAUGACUUUUGUUGUUUCUCUGUCUGUUACACUUAUUUACUUUCCACAGUGGGGUGGAAUAUGUUGUGGUCCUUCUCCUUCCGAAACCGAUGAUUUAUCCCAGCGACUCCUUGUACAUGACGAACAGGAAGACGAUAAAGUGAUAAGUGGUACACUACGUCCCGUUUGUUGA